AUGGAACUUCGGUGCAAAGAUUAUAGCGUCAAGUACUCGAAGGCUCGAGAUGUCCAUCUGUUGAAGGUUUACAGAGGUGGUCGGUGCGAAGACAGGCAUGGGCUGCCGCUUCAGGCUGAAGAUGAGGUGGUUCUCCAGUGCAUCGCAAACAUUCACAAGGAGCAAAGGAAGUUCUGCCUGGCAGCCGAGGGCCUUGGGAACCGCCUGUGCUUCUUGGAACCCACUUCAGAAGCCAAGUAUGUUCCUCCAGAUCUCUGCGUCUGCAAUUUUGCGCUGGAACAGUCCCUCUCUGUGAGAGCCCUACAGGAAAUGCUUGCCAACACAGGUGAAAAUGGCAGCGAAGGGGCAGCACAAGGGGGUGGCCACAGGACCCUGCUAUAUGGCCACGCGAUUCUCCUGCGGCACUCCUUCAGCGGAAUGUAUCUAACAUGUUUGACCACAUCAAGAUCCCAGACAGAUAAACUUGCCUUUGAUGUAGGUCUACGGGAACAUGCCACAGGAGAAGCCUGUUGGUGGACCAUACAUCCCGCUUCCAAACAGAGAUCUGAGGGAGAGAAAGUUCGAAUUGGUGAUGACCUCAUCCUCGUGAGCGUGUCCUCUGAAAGAUACCUUCAUCUCUCAGUAUCAAAUGGGAACAUACAAGUGGACGCCUCUUUUAUGCAAACACUCUGGAAUGUACAUCCUACGUGCUCAGGAAGUAGCAUUGAAGAAGGAUACCUACUUGGUGGGCACGUAGUACGUCUCUUCCAUGGUCACGAUGAGUGUUUGACGAUACCAUCUACAGACCAGAAUGAUGCUCAGCACAGGAGGAUAUUCUAUGAAGCUGGGGGAGCUGGGACACGAGCCAGAUCUCUGUGGAGAGUGGAACCCCUUCGGAUAAGUUGGAGUGGCAGCAACAUCAGAUGGGGCCAGGCUUUCCGGCUCCGGCAUCUCACCACAGGCCACUACCUGGCCUUGACAGAGGACCAAGGCCUUAUACUGCAGGACCGGGUGAAGUCAGACACCAAGGCCACAGCCUUCUCUUUCCGGGCCUCCAAGGAAACCAAGGAGAAAUUGGAUUCCAGUCACAAGCGAGAUAUAGAAGGCAUGGGCGUUCCAGAAAUCAAGUAUGGAGAUUCGGUCUGCUUUGUACAACACAUAGCCAGUGGUCUGUGGGUGACCUACAAAGCACAAGAUGCCAAGACCUCCCGCCUUGGACCUCUGAAAAGAAAGGUCAUACUCCAUCAGGAAGGCCACAUGGAUGACGGGUUAACCCUGCAGAGAUGCCAACGCGAGGAGUCACAGGCUGCUCGGAUCAUCCGGAACACAACAGCCUUAUUCAGCCAGUUUGUAAGUGGAAACAAUCGCACAGCUGCCCCAGUCACCCUGCCGAUCGAAGAGGUCCUGCAGACCUUACAGGACUUGAUUGCCUACUUUCAGCCCCCAGAGGAGGAGAUGCAGCACGAAGACAAACAGAACAAGCUCCGCUCACUCAAGAACAGACAGAACCUUUUCAAGGAAGAAGGAAUGUUGGCCCUUGUGUUAAACUGCAUUGACCGCUUAAAUAUCUACAACAGCGUAGCACACUUUGCAGGGAUUGCAAGGGAGGAGAGUGGCAUGGCUUGGAAAGAGAUCCUGAACCUCCUGUACCAACUGCUGGCUGCUCUCAUUCGUGGAAACAGAAACAACUGCGCUCAAUUCUCUAACAACCUUGAUUGGCUAAUCAGCAAACUGGACAGACUAGAAUCUUCCUCAGGUAUCUUGGAAGUUUUACACUGCAUCUUGAUUGAAAGCCCAGAAGCCUUAAAUCUGAUAGCCGAGGGCCACAUCAAGUCCAUCAUCUCCUUAUUGGAUAAGCAUGGACGGAAUCACAAGGUUCUCGAUGUGCUGUGCUCCCUCUGUCUCUGCAAUGGGGUCGCAGUCAGAGCCAACCAGAAUCUGAUUUGUGAUAACUUGCUGCCCCGGAGAAACCUGCUCCUGCAGACACGGCUGAUUAAUGAUGUGACCAGCAUUCGGCCCAACAUCUUCCUGGGAGUUGCCGAGGGCUCAGCGCAAUACAAGAAGUGGUACUUUGAGCUGAUCAUCGACCAGGUGGACCCCUUCCUAACAGCUGAGCCCACACACCUGCGGGUGGGCUGGGCCUCUUCAGGCUAUGCUCCAUACCCUGGCGGAGGAGAAGGAUGGGGAGGCAAUGGUGUCGGCGAUGACCUGUACUCCUAUGGCUUUGAUGGACUUCACCUUUGGUCAGGCCGCAUACCCAGAGCCGUAGCGUCCAUCAACCAGCACCUCCUGAGAUCAGAUGACGUGGUGAGCUGUUGCCUCGACCUCGGAGUGCCCAGCAUCUCCUUCCGCAUCAAUGGGCAGCCUGUGCAGGGGAUGUUUGAGAACUUCAACACAGAUGGGCUCUUCUUCCCUGUGGUGAGCUUCUCAGCAGGUGUCAAAGUGCGUUUCCUGAUGGGUGGACGUCAUGGAGAAUUUAAGUUCCUGCCUCCCUCUGGCUAUGCCCCUUGCUAUGAAGCCUUACUUCCAAAAGAAAAGAUGAGAUUGGAGCCUGUGAAAGAAUAUAAACGUGACACUGAAGGCGUUAGAGAUCUGCUGGGUACCACCCAGUCCCUCUCCCAAGCCUCUUUCAUCCCAUACCCCAUAGACACCAGUCAGGUUGUUUUGCCCCCUCACCUAGAAAAGAUCCGAGACAGACUGGCUGAAAACAUUCACGAGCUUUGGGGAAUGAAUAAAAUAGAGCUUGGCUGGACUUUUGGCAAGGAUUUGAAGAACAAAAGAAAUCCCCGGCUGGUGCCAUACGUAUUACUGGAUGAGCGUACCAAGAAGUCCAAUAGGGACAGCCUUCGGGAAGCUGUUCGCACAUUUGUUGGUUACGGCUAUAACAUUGAGCCAUCGGACCAAGAACUGGCUGACCCAGCUGUGGAGAAAGUCAGCAUAGACAAGAUUCGAUUUUUCCGGGUAGAGCGGUCUUAUGCAGUGAGAUCUGGAAAGUGGUAUUUUGAGUUUGAGGUGGUGACCGGAGGAGACAUGCGCGUUGGCUGGGCCAGGCCGGGCUGUCGGCCUGACAUUGAGCUGGGCGCUGAUGACCAAGCCUUUGUGUUCGAAGGCAGCAGGGGCCAGCGGUGGCAUCAGGGCAGCGGGUAUUUUGGACGUACAUGGCAGCCAGGGGAUGUGGUUGGCUGUAUGAUUAACCUGGAUGAUGCUUCGAUGAUCUUCACACUGAAUGGGGAGCUGCUGAUCACCAACAAAGGCUCUGAACUCGCCUUCGCUGAUUACGAGAUUGAGAACGGCUUUGUGCCCAUCUGCUCUCUCGGACUGUCUCAGAUCGGCCGCAUGAAUCUCGGGAUGGAUGCCAGUACCUUCAAGUUUUAUACCAUGUGCGGCCUCCAAGAGGGCUUUGAGCCUUUUGCUGUCAACAUGAACCGCGACAUGGCGAUGUGGUUCAGCAAGCGCCUCCCAACGUUUGUCAACGUGCCAAAGGAUCAUCCCCAUAUAGAGGUUGUGAGGAUCGAUGGCACCAUGGACAGCCCUCCAUGCCUCAAGGUGACCCACAAGACGUUCGGCACACAGAACAGCGAUGCCAACAUGAUCUACUGCCGCUUGAGCAUGCCCGUCGAGUGCCACUCCUCCUUCAGCCACAGCCCCUGUCUGGACAGUGACGCUUUCCAGAAAAGGAAACAGAUGCAAGAAAUACUCUCUCAUACAACAACACAGUGUUACUACGCAAUCCGCAUCUUUGCCGGACAGGACCCCUCCUGCGUCUGGGUCGGAUGGGUGACACCAGACUAUCACUUAUACAGUGAGAAGUUUGACCUGAAUAAAAACUGUACAGUGACUGUUACCCUAGGGGAUGAAAGAGGCCGGGUCCACGAAAGUGUGAAACGCAGUAACUGCUACAUGGUGUGGGGUGGGGAUAUUGUGGCCACUUCCCAAAGAUCAAGUCGGAGCAACGUGGACCUGGAAAUCGGCUGCCUCGUGGAUCUGGCGAUGGGCAUGUUGUCUUUCUCCGCCAAUGGGCGAGAACUCGGCACAUGUUACCAGGUGGAGCCCAAUACCAAAGUGUUUCCAGCAGUCUUCCUGCAGCCUACGAGCACUUCCUUGUUUCAGUUUGAACUUGGGAAGCUGAAGAACGCGAUGCCCCUGUCGGCAGCCAUAUUUAAGAGUGAAGAGAAGAACCCAGUUCCGCAGUGUCCACCUCGGCUGGACGUGCAGACCAUCCAGCCUGUGCUCUGGAGCCGCAUGCCCAGCAGCUUCCUGAAGGUGGAGACAGAGCGCGUGAGCGAGCGCCAUGGCUGGGUGGUGCAGUGCCUGGAGCCCCUGCAGAUGAUGGCACUCCACAUCCCGGAGGAGAACAGGUGUGUGGACGUCCUGGAGCUCUGUGAGCAGGAGGACCUGAUGCAGUUCCAUUACCACACACUGCGACUCUACAGCGCCGUGUGCGCCUUGGGAAACAGCCGGGUGGCCUACGCCCUGUGCGGCCACGUCGACCUCUCCCAGCUCUUCUACGCCAUCGACAACAAGUACCUCCCUGGCCUCCUCCGCUCUGGUUUCUAUGACCUGCUCAUCAGCAUCCACCUGGCCAACGCUAAGGAGAGGAAGCUAAUGAUGAAGAAUGAGUACAUCAUUCCCAUCACCAGCACCACCAGGAAUAUCCGCCUGUACCCAGACGAGUCCAAGAGGCAUGGGCUGCCGGGGGUGGGCCUGAGAACAUGCCUCAAGCCAGGGUUCAGGUUCUCCACCCCUUGUUUUGUUGUGACCAGCGAGGAGCACCAGAAGCAGAGCCCUGAGAUCCCCUUGGAGAUUCUCAAGACAAAGGCGCUGAGCAUGCUGACGGAAGCAGUGCAGCACAGCGGGGCUCAUAUCCGGGACCCCGUCGGCGGGUCUGUGGAGUUCCAGUUCGUGCCUGUGCUGAAACUCAUCGGGACCCUGCUGGUCAUGGGGGUGUUUGAUGAUGAUGAUGUCCGGCAGAUCCUCCUCCUGAUCGAUCCCUCUGUGUUUGGGGAGCACAGUGCGGAGACAGAGGAUGGAGCAGAGAAGGAGGAAGUGACCCAGGUGGAGGAGAAGGCAGUGGAGGCUGGGGAAAAGGCCGGCAAGGAGGCUCCAGUCAAAGGCUUGUUGCAGACCCGACUGCCAGAGUCCGUCAAACUGCAGAUGUGUGAGCUCCUCAGCCAUCUCUGUGACUGCGAGCUGCAACAUCGAGUGGAGGCCAUUGUGGCAUUUGGCGACAUUUAUGUCUCCAAACUCCAGGCAAAUCAGAAGUCCCGCUACAAUGAGCUCAUGCAGGCCUUGAACAUGUCCGCAGCCCUGACUGCCCGGAAGACCAGGGAGUUCCGCUCCCCGCCACAGGAGCAGAUCAACAUGCUUCUUAACUUUCAACUGGGAGAGAAUUGCCCCUGCCCAGAGGAGAUACGGGAGGAGCUCUAUGACUUCCAUGAGGACCUUCUCAUUCACUGUGGGGUUCCCCUGGAGGAGGAGGAAGAGGUGGAGGAGGACACCUCCUGGACUGGGAAGCUCCGUGCCUUGGUGUAUAAAAUCAAAGGCCCUCCCAAGCCUGAGAAGGAACAGCCAACAGAAGAGGAAGAGAGAUCCCCUACAACCUUGAAGGAGCUCAUCUCACAGACCAUGAUCCGCUGGGCCCAGGAGGACCAGAUCCAAGACGCGGAGUUGGUCCGGAUGAUGUUCAACCUCCUCCGGAGACAGUAUGACAGCAUCGGGGAGUUGCUGCAGGCCCUGCGGAAGACCUACACCAUCAGUCAGGUCUCCGUGAGCGACACCAUCAACCUGCUGGCCGCGCUGGGCCAGAUCCGCUGCCUGCUCAGUGUCAGGAUGGGCAAGGAAGAGGAGCUGCUCAUGAUCAAUGGCCUGGGAGACAUUAUGAACAACAAGGUGUUUUACCAGCAUCCCAACCUCAUGCGAGUCCUUGGCAUGCACGAGACGGUGAUGGAGGUGAUGGUGAACGUGUUGGGCGCGGAGAAGUCUCAGAUUGCUUUUCCAAAAAUGGUUGCUAGCUGUUGCCGUUUCCUCUGCUAUUUCUGUCGAAUUAGCCGGCAAAAUCAGAAGGCCAUGUUUGAGCAUCUAAGUUACCUGCUGGAGAAUAGCAGUGUUGGCCUAGCCUCCCCUUCGAUGAGAGGAUCUACCCCACUGGAUGUGGCAGCUUCCUCCGUGAUGGACAACAACGAGUUAGCGCUGGGCUUAGAAGAACCGGACCUCGAGAAGGUGGUGACCUACUUGGCAGGCUGUGGCCUGCAGAGCUGUCCCAUGCUUCUAGCCAAAGGAUACCCUGAUGUCGGCUGGAACCCCAUUGAAGGGGAACGUUACCUGUCCUUCCUGAGGUUUGCCGUCUUUGUGAACAGCGAAAGUGUGGAAGAAAAUGCUAGUGUUGUGGUCAAGCUGCUCAUCAGACGCCCGGAGUGCUUCGGCCCAGCCCUGCGAGGUGAAGGAGGAAACGGUCUAUUGGCAGCCAUGCAGGGCGCCAUUAAGAUCUCUGAGAACCCAGCCCUCGACCUCCCCUCUCAGGGAUACAAGAGAGAAGUCUUGGAGGACAGUGAAGAUGAGGAGAUCGUGCACAUGGGCAACGCAAUUAUGUCUUUUUAUUCAGCUCUUAUAGAUCUCCUGGGCCGCUGUGCACCUGAAAUGCACCUUAUCCAGACAGGAAAGGGGGAAGCCAUCCGGAUCAGGUCAAUUCUGCGCUCCCUCGUGCCCACAGAGGACCUGGUCGGGAUCAUCAGCAUCCCCUUGAAGGUGCCCUCCCUGAACAAAGAUGGGUCCGUUAGCGAGCCAGAUAUGGCAGCCAACUUCUGCCCUGACCACAAGGCACCCAUGGUGCUGUUCUUGGAUCGUGUUUAUGGCAUUAAGGAUCAAACUUUUCUGCUCCACUUGCUAGAGGUUGGAUUUUUACCCGACUUAAGAGCCUCUGCCUCUCUAGAUACGGUUUCCCUGAGCACCACAGAGGUAGCACUUGCCCUAAAUAGGUAUUUAUGUUCUGCCGUGCUCCCGCUCCUCACAAGAUGCGCCCCUCUCUUUGCCGGAACAGAACACUACACGUCUCUGAUCGAUUCUACACUACAGACAAUAUACAGGCUUUCCAAGGGACGGUCCCUCACCAAAGCUCAGAGGGACACCAUAGAAGAAUGUUUGCUUGCCAUUUGCAAUCACUUGAGGCCUUCCAUGUUACAGCAACUCUUGCGACGUCUGGUUUUUGACGUGCCCCAGCUCAACGAAUACUGCAAAAUGCCUCUUAAGCUUCUGACGAAUCACUAUGAACAGUGCUGGAAGUAUUACUGCCUGCCUUCAGGAUGGGGGAGCUAUGGGCUAGCUGUGGAAGAAGAAUUGCACCUGCCAGAGAAGCUCUUCUGGGGGAUUUUUGACUCCCUCUCCCACAAGGAGAAAGAAAUGGAAAAGCAGAAAACCCUCUACCAACAAGCACGGCUGCAUGAGCGUGGAGCCGCAGAGAUGGUCCUUCAGAUGAUAAGCGCCAGCAAAGGUGAGAUGAGCCUCAUGGUGGUUGAGACUCUGAAGCUGGGGAUCGCCAUUCUGAAUGGGGGCAACGCUGGUGUGCAACAGAAAAUGCUAGAUUACCUAAAGGAGAAAAAGGAUGCUGGAUUCUUUCAAAGCCUUUCUGGUCUUAUGCAGUCUUGCAGUGUCCUUGAUUUGAAUGCAUUUGAAAGGCAGAAUAAAGCUGAAGGCCUGGGGAUGGUUACUGAGGAAGGAACACUCAUUGUUCGUGAGCGUGGUGAAAAAGUACUCCAGAAUGAUGAGUUUACACGAGAUCUCUUUCGAUUCCUGCAGUUACUUUGUGAAGGACAUAACAGUGACUUUCAGAACUUCCUGCGGACUCAGAUGGGCAAUACCACCACCAUAAACAUCAUCAUCAGUACCGUGGACUACCUCCUGCGUCUGCAGGAAUCAAUCAGUGAUUUCUACUGGUAUUAUUCAGGGAAGGACAUCAUUGAUGAAUCUGGACAGCACAAUUUUUCCAAAGCUCUGGCAGUCACGAAGCAGAUUUUCAAUUCUCUUACAGAAUACAUCCAGGGCCCUUGCAUUGGGAACCAACAGAGUCUGGCUCACAGCAGGCUGUGGGACGCGGUGGUCGGCUUCCUCCAUGUGUUUGCGAACAUGCAGAUGAAACUCUCUCAGGAUUCCAGUCAGAUCGAGCUGCUGAAGGAACUCUUGGAUCUCCUUCAGGACAUGGUGGUGAUGCUUCUGUCCCUCCUGGAAGGGAAUGUGGUAAAUGGAACUAUUGGCAAGCAGAUGGUUGACACCCUGGUAGAGUCAUCUACCAAUGUAGAAAUGAUCUUGAAAUUCUUUGACAUGUUCUUGAAACUUAAAGACCUAACCAGCUCAGACACCUUCAAAGAAUAUGACCCAGAUGGUAAAGGGAUUAUCUCCAAAAAAGAGUUCCAGAAGGCCAUGGAAGGGCAAAAACAGUACACACAGUCAGAGAUUGACUUUCUCCUUUCGUGCGCAGAAGCUGAUGAGAAUGAUAUGUUUAAUUACAUUGAUUUUGUAAACCGGUUCCAUGAGCCGGCCAAGGACAUAGGGUUUAAUGUAGCAGUGUUACUGACAAAUCUCUCCGAACAUAUGCCAAAUGAUUCUCGCCUUAAGUGUCUGUUGGACCCAGCAGAAAGCGUACUAAAUUACUUCGAACCCUACCUGGGACGCAUUGAGAUCAUGGGUGGGGCCAAGAAAAUUGAGCGCGUUUAUUUCGAGAUCAGUGAAUCCAGUCGAACUCAGUGGGAGAAGCCCCAAGUGAAGGAAUCGAAGCGGCAGUUCAUCUUUGAUGUGGUCAAUGAAGGUGGAGAACAGGAAAAGAUGGAACUGUUUGUGAACUUCUGUGAGGAUACCAUCUUUGAAAUGCAGUUAGCCUCUCAGAUCUCCGAAUCUGACUCAGCAGACAGGCCCAACGAGGAGGAGGAAGAAGAUGAAGAUUCAUCUUAUAUGUUAGAAAUUGAGGGUGAAGAGGAGGAUGCCAAGUCUUUUGAGUCUGCCUCUGCGUUUGCCAUGGCCUAUGCCUCAGUGAAGAGGAAUGUUGCCAACUUCCUGAAGAAGGCAACCUUGAAGAACCUCAGGAAGCAGUACAGGAAGGUGAAAAAGAUGACCGUGAAGGAGCUCGUGAAGGUGUUCUUCUCUUUCUUCUGGAUGUUGUUUGUGGGGCUCUUCCGGUUGUUCUUCACCAUAUUGGGAGGAAUCUUUCAGAUCCUCUGGAACACAGUGUUUGGAGGGGGCCUAGUGGAAGGGGCAAAGAACAUCAGAGUGACCAAGAUCCUGGGUGACAUGCCUGACCCAACGCAGUUUGGUAUCCAUGAUGAUGCUCUGGAUGCCGAGCGGGCAGAGGUGACUGAGCCAGGUGUGCCACCUGAACUAAUUCACUUUGUGAAGGGUGACAAGGGAGAUGCAGAUAUUAUGUCCGAUCUCUUUGGAUUCCACCCAAAGAAGGAAGGUGGCUUAAAGCAUGGGCCCGAAGGGGGUUUGGGUGACCUCUCUGAGAUUAUUGGCAAAGAUGAACCCCCUACGCUAGAGAGUACCGUCCAGAAGAAAAGGAAAGCACAGGCAGCAGAGAUGAAAGCAGCACAUGAAACAGAAGGGAGAAUGGAGCCCGAGAAGACAGACCUGGAAGAUGGGGAGAAGGAGGAUACAGCCAAAGAGGAAGAGCAAGCCGAGGCUCUGUGGGCAGACAUGACAAAGAAGAAGAAACGACGGCGGGGCCAGAAAGUCGAGAAGCCUGAAGCUUUCAUGGCUAAUUUCUUCAAAGGGCUGGAAAUCUAUCAGACCAAGUUACUGCAUUACCUGGCCAGGAAUUUCUACAACCUGAGGUUCCUCGCUCUGUUUGUAGCCUUCGCGAUCAACUUCAUCCUACUCUUUUAUAAGGUCACUGAAGAACCUUUAGAAGAAGAGACAGAGGACGUUGCAAACCUGUGGAAUUCCUUUAAUGAUGAGGAAGAGGAAGAAGCGAUGGUGUUCUUUGUCCUGCAGGAGAGCACUGGGUAUAUGGCACCAACAUUGCGGGCCUUGGCCAUUGUCCACACCAUCAUCUCUUUACUCUGUGUGGUGGGCUAUUACUGCCUGAAGGUCCCUCUGGUGGUAUUCAAAAGGGAAAAAGAAAUUGCCAGGAAGCUGGAAUUCGAUGGCCUGUAUAUCACUGAACAGCCUUCUGAAGAUGACAUCAAGGGGCAGUGGGACCGCCUGGUAAUCAACACACCCCAUACAGAAUGUUUCCCUGGCCCGGGGGUUCUGAGAUCGUCUGAUCAGCUUCUCAAGAGCUCCCAUACAGCACAGCGGUUCCAUGACAGCACCCCACUGAAGUCUUCUCAGACAGGUAGCCUGGUUGGUAAUAGAACUCCUGCCAUUAUCACUUGGUAGGCAGUUCCUUGGGCAGUUAAAAUAGGGCCAUCGGGGGGGGGGUGGUGACCACCUGUGGCGCGCAGCCUGCUUUGUUGGAAGGCAAGUGUAUAAUUGUUACUGUGGUGGGAAAGAGCGUGGAUUCUCCAGCCACAGGUGGAAGACCAGGUCAGCUCUGUCACUUAGUUGUCUGUGGGCAAGGUAAUGAAGCCUGCUGAGCCUCGAUUUCCCCUUCAUUAAUAGAGGCAUGAGAAUACCACCUCCUGAAGUCCGGGAGGAUCGAUGAAUGCAUGUUACAUGCUUGGUACAGUGCCUGGCACGUGGUAGGCAUCAAGCUUUUCGUCAUUCCCUUUCUCUACCCGUUCAAAAAAUGGCCAUCACCAUUAGCGAAGGUAACGCCGACGUGUUCACAACUGGGAAAAUGAGAGUUUCGAGAUAAAUUAAUGCGCCGAAAGAGAAGAGCUACAGGGCUAGAUAUGUAAACAGAGGUGACUGUGUUGAAACUCUUAGCUGUGCCAAUUAAACUGUGCACGUUUGCCAACAACAACCCUGACUGCUGGGGGAAGAAAAUCGCUCCUGAUCCAAAGAUGGUCAGGCAAACGAGGGAGGCAGCUCUAUAAAGGCACAACUGAGCUCUUUAAAAUAGUCUCUAGAGGGGUGCCUGGGUGGCUCAGUUGGUUAAG
This is a messenger RNA of Leptonychotes weddellii (Weddell seal), 11003 nucleotides long. The record is from RefSeq and is a predicted model, not a curated record. Lineage: Eukaryota; Metazoa; Chordata; Mammalia; Carnivora; Phocidae.